AUGACGGACUCUCAGACGAGGUAUCUGCCCAUGGAGAAAUUGGCAUUGGCCCUCGUUUCAGCUAAAAUGAGCCUCUUGCCUUACUUUCAAUCACAUAGGAUUGUGGUCCUCACUGAGUUUCCUCUCAAAGCUGUCCUUCGAAAGACGGACACGUCAAGCCGGAUCCUGAAAUUCUCUCAAGACCUGGCCAAUUUUGACAUCCAGUUUGAACCUCGGACCGCCAUCAAGGGUCAGGCCUUGGCCGACUUAUUUGUCGAGCUCACUCCCGGAUUGCAAGACGAAGCCAACGCCUUGGCCACCGCUGCGGAAGAAGCUCGGAUUCAGGAUGAAAAAGUUUCGAAAGAAACAUGUAGCCAUUCCAUGGAGCCCCUCCGCGCUCGGUACACCUUGGGACAAAAGAAACCGAAGCGGCAAUGGAGGCUCUUCUCUGGCGACGCCUGGCGAAUGACCGUCGAUGGAGCCUCGAAUGUUCACGGGGCUAGUGCGGGCAUCGUCCUUGUGUCUCCGAAUUCGAUUCACAUCUUUUGUGACUCUCAGCUUAUUGUGGGUCACUUGAACGACGAUUAUCAAGCCAAAGAUUUGGCCGAGUGGAAGUGGAAUGGAUCGCUCGGGAGCACAAUGCAUGCUGACGCCCUGGCAGGUCUUGCUUCGAUUUACCGAACCUCGGGCAGUCGCAUUAUUGUCUUUGACAAAGUCGCAACGCCGAGCUUCGAGCAGCCAUGCCAAUUAGUAAUGGCGAUUUCCCUCGGUCCAAGUCAACUAGAUCCGGUAAUUGAUUAUCUGAAGAACCAGGUGUUACCACCGAACAAACGCGACGCAUACAAACUCCGUUGCCGAGCAGCUAAUUUUUUCCUGGAUCCAAACGACAACCUCUACCGAUGGACUUUCACUGGCCCAGAUUUGCUUGUCGACCACGAAGACCACGUGAAGACCGUUCUGGAGGAACUCCACUCGGGAAGCUGUGGGGCGCAUUCCGGAGGACGGUCCCUUGCACAGCGUGUGCUGACGCAGGGCUAUUGGUGGCCGAAGAUGGUUAAACAGUCGAAGGAGUACGUGAAGCGAUUUGGCAAGAUGCCAAAGGCACCUAGAGGAUUUGAGUAUAUGCUCACAGCCACAGAUUUGUUCACUAAGUGGAUUGAAGCUUCCCCUUUGGUCAAGACAACUGCAAGCGACGUGGAACGUUUUAUUUGGAAGCAUAUCAUCUCACGGUUCGGCGUACCUUACGCCAUCCUUUCUGACAAUGGCUCCUAG
Rhododendron vialii is the source of this 1251-nucleotide messenger RNA. RefSeq lists its product as uncharacterized. The record is from RefSeq and is a predicted model, not a curated record. The transcript has 4 exons. The coding region runs from base 1 to 1251 and encodes 416 amino acids. Gene Ontology annotation, biological process: DNA integration. Lineage: Eukaryota; Viridiplantae; Streptophyta; Magnoliopsida; Ericales; Ericaceae. Gene Ontology annotation, molecular function: nucleic acid binding.